AUGUCCCGCCCGCUCCUUUCCCGCAAACCCGACCUCUUAAUUACCAUCUUCUUCUCCCUCCACCUCUUCUUCGUAACCUGCGUCGACUGUCUCGAUCUCUGGCCUACAUGGCUCUCUUCCUCACCUUACCUCCCAUUCUUUACACUAGGCCGUGUAUUGCGCGAUUUUUACCUCGAGACGUAUCAAGACAAGCUUGUCCUUGAGCAACCGGAUUGGUUUGUUGUGUUCACAUGGUGCGAGUUGUUGUUCCAUGUUCCUGUCUGUUUGCUGGUAAUCCAGGGCUUGGUGAAAAAUUCGCCGCUCGUCCCGUUAGGAGUUAUCCCCUGGACUGUAGAGACGUUUUUCACGACGCUGCUUUGUGUGGUCGAGAUUUGGGGGUGGGAUGAUCGCUCAGAGACGAUCAAAUGGGGGUUGACGGGGUGCUACGGACCGUAUCUGGUUAUUUCUGCGGCGUUAUUUGUGGUCAUGUAUGGACGGGUCAAAGAGGCGCUUGUCUUGCAGCGGCAACAACUGGAGAAAGUGAAGGGACAGUAA
This is a messenger RNA of Talaromyces amestolkiae, 534 nucleotides long. RefSeq lists its product as uncharacterized. Lineage: Eukaryota; Fungi; Ascomycota; Eurotiomycetes; Eurotiales; Trichocomaceae. The transcript has 3 exons. The record is from RefSeq and is a predicted model, not a curated record. Gene Ontology annotation, cellular component: endoplasmic reticulum. Bases 1 to 534 code for a protein of 177 amino acids.